Menidia menidia (Atlantic silverside) is the source of this 1186-nucleotide messenger RNA. The record is from the annotation of a GenBank genome assembly. Lineage: Eukaryota; Metazoa; Chordata; Actinopteri; Atheriniformes; Atherinopsidae.
UGUAAAGCAGUAACCUGUAACUUCUUCAUCUCAAAAACUGUAACAUUCCUUUGCUUUUACUUUAGUAACGUCGCUCCAACCGGAAGUCCCCUUCCUCUGGGCUCCAACUUGCUGAUCGGAGUUAGUUUUCCUGCUGUUGAGUUGGCAGUUUGUGUGCAAAGAUGCUCCGCGCAGCUGUGACCAUGCUCCUGGCUUUAUUCAGCCUCUCCGAGUGCAAACAGAAAGACUUGUACACCUUCAAAGUGGUGAACAGCCGAGGGAAGCUGGUGUCCCUGGAGAAGUACCGCGGUUCGAUGUGCCCAAAGCCCCCGGAGAGACCGCCGCCCGCCCGGGACGGGGGGCCCCGGGCGGGCGACGUGGCACCCGGCCUGCGGAGCCCCGGCAGCCGCUGGAGCCCCGCACGGAUCAGAAAAAAAAUGCCCCAGAGCAGGCAAAGGCAACCAGGCAUAGAUUCACAUGUGUCCCUGGUGGUGAAUGUAGCCAGUGAAUGCGGCUUCACUGAGGAGCACUACAGAGACCUGCAGCAGCUCCAGAGGGACUUCGGCCCGUACCACUUCAACGUCCUGGCCUUCCCCUGCAACCAGUUUGGGCAGCAGGAGCCCGGCAGCGACAAGGACAUCGACAGCUUCGUGCGCAGAGUCUACGGGGCCUCGUUCCCAAUAUUCAGCAAGAUCGCUGUGGUGGGAACUGGGGCCAACAAUGUCUUCAAGUACCUUAGCGAGGAGGCUGGAAAGGAGCCCGACUGGAAUUUCUGGAAGUACCUAAUUGAUGUAAACGGCAAAGUGAUUGAUGCAUGGGGACCAAAAGUUUCUGUCAAGGAAAUCCGACCCAAGAUAGCAGAUAUGGUGCGGCAGAUUAUCCUAAAGAAGAAAGAAGAGCUUUAACCUCGAGUUCUGACAGAAAAAAUGUACAUAAAAUGCAGGAUAAACAGCAGUUUUGUAACUUUUAAUCUGACUUUGGUAUAUUAAAGCACUGAUAGAACACCACUAGGUUUUGAUUUGGUGUCAGGUUUUGUUUCAGGAACAUUUGAAGCAGCCGUUUUAUACCAAAGAACCCACGGUUUGGUGUAUAAUGUUCAUUCUGAUUUGUGGAAUAAACAUUUACUGUGAUUGCUUUGUAUCUGAGUUUAUGUUGUUCUUUUAGAUACAGGUCUACAUAACCACACGAAACCAGACAUCCUACUUUA